ACCACAAGGGUGAGGUCGUAAGCGAAAAGCAAAACAAAUACAAACAUCGCUUCCCGUCUUCCUCUCUAUAUCUUCUCCCUCACAUCUCCUCAAUUUUUCUGUGCAAUUUCUCUCUGCAUCCACCUCCAUCUAUUUCAUCUUCUCUCUCAGGACCCGCUGAUAUCGAUUCCAUGGCGACCAUCGGCCACAACAAUCUCAAUGCAAAAUUGGUUCUUCUUGGUGACAUGGGAGCCGGAAAGUCCAGUCUCGUCUUGCGCUUUGUCAAGGGCCAGUUUCUUGAAUUCCAGGAAUCUACAAUUGGAGCGGCGUUCUUUUCACAGACACUAGCGGUAAAUGAUGCCACAGUGAAGUUUGAGAUAUGGGACACAGCUGGGCAGGAGAGGUACCACAGCUUAGCUCCGAUGUACUAUAGAGGUGCUGCUGCGGCCAUAAUUGUCUAUGACAUUACUAGCACAGAGUCAUUUUCACGGGCAAAGAAGUGGGUGCAAGAACUUCAGAAACAAGGUAACCCUAACAUGGUUAUGGCGCUUGCUGGGAACAAAGCUGAUUUAGAAGAUAAGAGGAAAGUGACUGCUGAAGAGGCACGUGUCUAUGCUGAGGAAAAUGGCCUUUUCUUCACGGAGACCUCUGCCAAAACAGCCGUAAAUGUCAAUGAUACAUUUUAUGAAAUAGCUAAGAGAUUGCCCAGAGCUCAGCCUGCUCAGAAUCCAGCUGGGAUGGUUCUGGUGGACAGACCAGCAGAAAGUUCCCAAGCUGCAUCAUGCUGUUCCUAAUGGUGUUGCCUCUCGGAAUUGAAACAAGCAUUUGUAACUAAUGAUGCAUAUAAGGAAACAAUCAUUCACUGUGGAAUAGAUGCUGUGAAAUAUUUAGAAUACCAUGUACAUGGGCACUUCUAAACGAGUGAAGAACCUGUGCCAGAUGCAUAUUCUACUUGUGUAAUAAGUACUUUAUUCUUAUUCUUGAGUUCUCCCUCCUUAUUUGGUUGUUGGCUAUCAUGAUCUGCUAGCUGAAUGAACUUUGUAUCGGAUCACCAAAGCGUUUUAUGAAAAUGUAUUUGAAAA
Vitis riparia (riverbank grape) is the source of this 1061-nucleotide messenger RNA. Its product is annotated as ras-related protein Rab5. The transcript is spliced from 8 exons. The record is from RefSeq and is a predicted model, not a curated record. Gene Ontology annotation, molecular function: GTP binding; GTPase activity. The coding region runs from base 171 to 773 and encodes 200 amino acids. NCBI's taxonomy places the organism in Eukaryota, Viridiplantae, Streptophyta, Magnoliopsida, Vitales, Vitaceae.